Molecule: messenger RNA, 963 nt
Organism: Gamsiella multidivaricata
Lineage: Eukaryota; Fungi; Mortierellomycota; Mortierellomycetes; Mortierellales; Mortierellaceae
Exons: 2
Coding region: 102-623 (173 amino acids)
Source: RefSeq, a predicted model, not a curated record
UUUUUCCUUUUGCUUCUUCUUCCUUCUUCAUCCUCAUAUCCCCCAUACACACUUCCAACCAUCUUCACUCUCUAUCCUAAUCUCUAAUCCCAUCCUACACCAUGAAGUUCCUUACCACUGCUAUUGCUGUUGCUUCGCUCGCUGCCGUUGCUAGUGCCCAAAGCAUCCAGCUCAACAACCCUACCGAGGGCACCGUCUGGACUACCGGCCAAUCCGGGUACAUCUCCUGGACCGGCAACUGUGCCUCGCAGGGCAAUGCCUCGAAGGCCGUCGAUAUCCAACUCGUCAACGGCCCCUCAACAGCGGUCCGCUUCGUCACCGAUUUGGGCAAGCUGGAUUGUUCCGGCAGCAACCAAUCGGUUACGGUUACGGUCCCCACGUCGAUCACCACGGGAACCUACUCUCUCCGCGUCUUGACUCUGCCCCAGAACUCGUACAGCACGCCCUUCCAGAUUAACAACCCCAGUGCUCCUACGACCACGACUGCCCAGACCACGACUGCCCAGAGCACGACAUCCACUCCUUCUCCUACCGCCAAGCCAAGCUCAGCAAACUCUUUGAUUGCUGGCUCUCUGGCCGUCUUGGUCGGAGGUAUUGCCGCCGCGCUCCAGUUCGCCCUUUAAAGUAUCCACUUCGGUCCCUUGAACAAAGUAAAACAACAACAAAGACAAUACAUGGCCAGCUAUAGGCAACAUACAGAGAUGGAGGAUUAUUACUCUUUUUGCAUGCUGCUUGUUGAUGGACUGGGAAGGCUCUCUCUCUUAUUGUCAUAUUUCUUGGGUUGACAAACAAAUAUUUUUUUAUUUCCCUCACCCCAGCUACUCAGUUAGUUUUUAUCCGCUCUUUCCAUCUGUUUCUGUUGUAUCAAUAAUCGCGAAUUCAUUCUAUCUUCAAAAAAAAGCAGACAAAAAAAAGCAGACAAAAAAAAAUUGUAUAGCGUAAUAAAGUCAACCUUUGAAAAAA